CGUUGUUUGACAUACCCAUCGUUGUAGGCUUUGCCUCUGGCAGUUUCUUUUUCAAAAAGCAAGCUCAAAGCCACAGAUUAUACAUUUUGCUCGCAGCCCGUGCGGGAUAAAUAACCUACAGAGAGAGCGACAGCGUGUAACAGGGCUUUUAUCUCUCAUUUGGAGACGAGUAGCUUGCGCGUAAACGGCACCGGGCAUCACUGAAGAUUGAGAUCCAGGGAUAUUAUUUUGUUAUUUUAAUAUUUUGCAGGGAGGGAAGACUAUUCGUGGAUUGUGAGCAUCGGAUGCAGUGAUAUUUGAGCGCGCAAAGCACCUGUGGAUGCAACACCCCCUCUGAUGCUUGGACUCAAAUCAUUCGCAAAGAAAGGAUUCAGCGUGAGAUAUAGUUGAUAAUCGUUUCCAACCAACGCCCUGCUUUUAAUAUACGAGUCUCGCGCCAUGCUGUGGAGUGUUUCCUUGCUGCUGCUUCCCCUGCUGAGCAUCACCGGCUGCGGCUCGUCCUUCGUGCCGUGCCAGCCGUGCGAUCAGAAGGCCCUGUCCAUGUGCCCGCCGGUGCCGGUGGGCUGUCAGCUGGUGAAGGAGCCCGGCUGCGGCUGCUGCCUGACGUGCGCGCUCGAAGAGGACCAGCCGUGCGGCGUGUACACCCGGCCGUGCACGCGCGGACUCCGCUGCCUGCCCAAGAAUGGAGAGGAGAAGCCGCUGCACGCGCUGCUGCACGGCCGGGGGAUGUGCAGGAACGAGAAGUUGUAUAAAAUGCUGCAUCCCUCCAAAGACAGAGAAUCUCAGCAAACCAAAGCGCCCUUAAGAGACCACAUCAGCAGUCGGAAAGCCCAGGCCAUGAGGCAGGCCAAGGAUCGCAAGAAGCAGCUGGCCAGGCCGGGACCCUCCAGCAAUCUGGACUUCUCCCCGCUGAGCCUGGAUAAAUCGGAGCCCGAGUUCGGCCCCUGCGGAAGGAGACUGGAUAAUCUCAUUCAGAGCAUGAAGGACACUUCUCGGGUGUUGGCUCUCUCUCUGUACAUCCCCAACUGUGACAAGAAGGGCUUCUUCAAGCGCAAGCAGUGUAAGCCGUCUCGUGGUCGGAGAAGGGGGAUCUGCUGGUGCGUGGACCGAUUUGGCGACAAAAUCCCCAGCAUCAACUACACCGAGGGAGACCUGCAGUGCAAAGAUUUCGACAGCAGCAGCAACACCAACGAAUGAGAGGGAAGCUCUUCUUAAACCCACCAAUCAAGCUAGUACACGUCAUGACGGCCAAUCAGGAAAAUAUGGCACAAAUGCUUCUAAGUAUGGCCAGGUGUGAUGGACUGUUUUUAUUUGUUUGUUUUUUUGAAAAGCUUCACAUGUAGGUCUUAACGCCCCAUUGGCCGUAUAUGUUUGAUGGUAGCUAACACCUCACCUCUUCAUAUCCAUAGAUAAUAGAGGAUUAUAUAUAUUUGUAUUAUAUUGAUAAUAUGUUGUGUACUGAGUGUAUCCUAGAAACUAUGAGACAAGACAUGUUUUCAAUGUGGCUUUAAAAAAAAAAAAGGUUGUGGAGACACAAUUGAAGAGUUCUCGGUCCAAAUUAGCAUUACCUUACUAACUGUUACAUGUGAAUGACAACAGGAUGUACAAAGAUUGUUAUUCCUGACUUUAUAUCCUGCCGACUAACAUUAAACGUACCAUCUUUUAGCCUACUUGUGCAGGAAAAAGAGGCAAACUGUUCUGGAUUGCUGUCGAAAUCCUGUUUUCCUCUCAAAAAACUGUCCAUGGAAAGAAUCCACUUCAGAUGUUGGGUAUGCUUAUAAAUCAUUUUCUUUAGAGAUGAUUACUUUCUUCAUGUCAAUCAAGCACUCUUAAACAAACAUAUUGUUCUUUAACAGGUUAGAUAUUUGGCCGUCCAGACAACUGCGUCCACUCUUUGUAAAUGUGUGUACAGAUUGUGUCUGUAUGUGUGUACCUAAUGUGCCAUGCCCUUAUAGUUCUCAAAUACAACAAGAAGCUUCAUUUCUCACUUGAGCUACUGUCGGACAAAACGUGGUGCCGAGCAUUUCCCUCCGCACACAAAUCGUAUGCAAAGGCCCACGCGCUGUUUGUGUUUCCGCCUGCAGGUUGUAAGUCUGCUCUCGGUCUUUAUCGGCUCCUGUAUCCUCUUAAGAGCGAGGUUGCUGAGUUUGUAUGGAAAUUAAAGUGCCUUCUGCCCUACGCCACUUUGAAUUGUAUUUGCGUGUGGUCCGAUUGUAUUGUCGAAUCAGGGCCAACACAAAGGAGGUAAACAAUUUGAAGUGUGUAUGUGCCGUGUUUGAGUUUUAUUUUUAACACAAAAAUAAACGUACAAUGACAGGGGACAACAUUUUCGUUCUACAGCUCAACAUUUGUUUGUUAUAAUCUUAAUGUUCAUGUAUUGACUGUCACUCGUAUAAUCUCAGACAUUCCUAAUCACUAUAUUGUGACAUAAGGAGAGCGUUGUGUCAUCAGCUUAUUCUUCCCCACUGUAUCAUGACUAGCACUCAUGUAAACGCAUCACGGUGACACUUUGAACAUUUAAGAAUCUCAGUUAAAAAAAAGCAAUGUGAACAUUUAUGGUGAAAUAUUUAUCAGGCGUGUAAUUGAUGUACUCGUUUUAUUUUUUUGUAAUGACAAAUCACUAUUUAAAUAAAGUUCAUGUAGUCACAACAAAGCCAU
Messenger RNA from Gymnodraco acuticeps, 2658 nucleotides. It is a transcript of the gene igfbp5a, whose product is annotated as insulin-like growth factor binding protein 5a. Lineage: Eukaryota; Metazoa; Chordata; Actinopteri; Perciformes; Bathydraconidae. The record is from RefSeq and is a predicted model, not a curated record. Gene Ontology annotation, biological process: regulation of insulin-like growth factor receptor signaling pathway. The transcript is spliced from 4 exons. Gene Ontology annotation, molecular function: insulin-like growth factor II binding; insulin-like growth factor I binding; fibronectin binding. Bases 439 to 1197 code for a protein of 252 amino acids. Gene Ontology annotation, cellular component: extracellular region.